Plodia interpunctella (Indianmeal moth) is the source of this 927-nucleotide messenger RNA. RefSeq names its product mitochondrial ribosomal protein L16 (gene mRpL16). Gene Ontology annotation, molecular function: structural constituent of ribosome; rRNA binding. The coding region runs from base 130 to 855 and encodes 241 amino acids. Gene Ontology annotation, cellular component: mitochondrial large ribosomal subunit; ribosome. Gene Ontology annotation, biological process: mitochondrial translation. NCBI's taxonomy places the organism in Eukaryota, Metazoa, Arthropoda, Insecta, Lepidoptera, Pyralidae. The record is from RefSeq and is a predicted model, not a curated record. The transcript has 5 exons.
AUCAAUGUCACCAUCGUAUAAAUAAGACUAACCUAAAAGUACAGCCCAGAAAUAAUUUCCUAAUUGUUUUACUUUUAGGCCUAUAAUUAUAAAAAAUACAUAAAAUAAAUUGAAAUAAUAUCAAUAAAAAUGUUAACACGGAUGAUUCGGUGUUCAGCUGAAAUAUUACAACCAGCAAAAAUUGAACUAUAUUUCAGUGCAGGGAUCAAAUACUUUCCCCCACCUAAAAACUAUGAUGACAUUGAAAUACCUGAAAGACAAAGGUUGAGGGUUUAUGAAAAAGUCCCAAUGUAUCCAUCGAACCUGAAACCUCCUAAAAUGCAAAAAAGGCUCAGAUACAUGAGGGGCCCCGAGUCACUGCACACUACUCUCCAACUGAAGCAAUAUGGUGUUGUUGCUACUGGUGGUGGAAGAUUACGAUUUGAGCACUUUGAAAUGGCGCGUUUAGUAGUAGCUCGUAAGUUAGACCAGAAGAGAAUGUUUGCUAUCUGGAGAGUUGACCCUCCGUGGCAGCCUGUCACGAAAAAAGGCCAGGGUCAGAGAAUGGGCGGAGGAAAAGGCGCCAUUGAUCAUUAUGUGACCCCUGUGAAAGCAGGUCGAAUCAUUUUGGAAGUUGGCGGCAAGUGUGAAUAUGCUGAGGUGUUCCAAAUGCUGAAAAUAGUUGCUGAAAGGUUGCCAUUCAAAGCAGAACCAGUGUCUCAAGAAAUAAUGGAGAAAAAAGCACUAGAUGAAAAAUGGAAAGAGGAGAAUAAUAUAAACCCUUACACAAUGAAGUACAUCAUACAGAAUAAUAUGGGAGGUUGCCAUAAAAUGCUUUCGCCAUUUGAUCACAAGUGGUAUGGCAAAUAUCUGUAAAUUAAAUAAUUUGUACAUUAUUCGUUAUAAUAAUAUAGUUUUAGCUAAAUAUAUAUAUAUAUAGAACUAAAA